AUGGAGAGCGCGACAGCAUCCCCGAACCCGAGUCGUCGCGUCGUCGAUCUGGACGCGUCUCACCGCCCCAAGCGCAAAAGAGGCCUGGAGCACGAUGAUGAUGAUGAUGAAGGAAACGAAGAUGACGAGCCCGAGACGGAUGCUACGAUGAGCGACGCCGCCGAUAGCGGUGACGAACGUCCUCGCGCCAGACCCAAGAAGCGAUCAGGCGCAUCGCAAGGGAACCGCGUAAAGAAGCCCGCGACCAAGAAACCAAAGACAAACGGGGUUGCCCAUUCGGCAAGCCUGCCAUCUCGUCCGAAGAAAUCGGUGAGAAUUUCUGCCGCUAACAAGCAAGGGGAGGGCCUCUAUGCCGACGUCUUUGGCUCGGGGUUGCCCUCAGAUGAAGUUGCCGACAAGUGGCAGACUAGGUACCAGGCAAACGAUGCUCUUGCUGUCGUCGAGCUGGUCAAUCUCGUGCUGCAAUGCUCCGGCUGCGAUCUCGAAAUUACCGAAGACGACGUCCGUGACCCUGAUAACUGUCAGGCUCGCCUGACCGAGCUUCAGGAUCUCUUCCAAGAGGAGCAAGUAACGGAGUACCCUCUCAUCUCCAGGGCGAAAAAUACCAAGGCUUUUCGCGACCUCUUGACCGGAUUCUUCAGGGCCGUUGUGCGUAGCGUUCACGAGACUGAUAUCCUGUACAACGACGCGACAUUGAUGGAAAACCUUGUCCGUUGGAUAGCAUCCAUGUCGACUUCAUCACUUCGUCCGUUCCGGCACACAGCGACCACUGUUAUCCUUUCCCUUGUGCACGGCUUAAUCGACGUCGCAAACACCCUGGACUCUCGGAUUACUGCGAUCGAACAACAAAUCAACCAAGCCAAGAGGGGCAAGAACAAGGCGAAGCUGGCGGAAAUGCAGCGCACCCUUGACGAAGCCAACAACAACAGAGAGUUAUGCGGCCAUCAUAUCAAGGACUUUUUCGACACCACAUUUAUCCACAGAUACCGAGAUAUUGACCCGCGUAUCCGGACCGAGUGUGUCGAGGCCUUGGGGUCUUGGAUCAUUGGCCAACCGACAGUCUUCAUGCAACCCGAGUAUCUACGCUACCUCGGCUGGAUGCUGUCGGACGUAGUCUCUUCGACCCGACAAGAAGUCCUCAGACAGUUGGCACGCAUCUUCAGGAAGGAUAUCCAGCCGCUAGGCCACUUCAUCGACCGGUUCCGACCCCGCCUCAUUGAGAUUGCCACGAAGGACGCCGAGGUAUCUGUCCGCGUCGCGGCCAUCUCUGUUAUCAACGUCCUCCGGGAUGCUGGGAUGCUGGAGCCGGACGAGGUUGACUCGAUCGGCAAGCUCAUUUUCGACAGCGACUCCAGGAUUAGGAAAUCCGUUGUCAAUUUCUUUGUCUCCUGCGUCGAAGAUUCUAUCGAAAGCAAGAUGGAAGAGCUCGGCGGUCAGGAUGCCCUGGAUGAGCUCUUUGGCGAAAUCGAGGAGGAUGAUUACGACUCGCCUCGCAGCGCUUGGGUCAACAUCAAGUGCCUAGCCGAGAAUCUGGCGGCGUUCGAUGCGCAGGUCGAGGGCGAGCAGCAAGACAUCAACUCUCAAGGUCUCGCCGUUGCCGCUGAUGUCACGCAGGCGAGUGUUCCUGACACCCGCAUAUCGCUCGCUUCCCAGGUUCUUUUCGAAAAGGUACCCUACGUCAAACAGUGGGAGGUGCUGGCGGGAUAUCUGCUUUACGAUCAUACUGUCAGCUCCAGGUCCAGGUCCAAGUCACAUGGCGCCUCCACCGAGAUUGCUUUUAAGAAAGCUGUUGGGCCUGUGGGGUCAGAGGAGGCCAUUUUACUAGAAGUCCUGGCUUCGGCAGUCAAGAUGUCGAUGCUCCAAACUACCGAGAUUGAGAAAAACAAGAAGAAGAGUGGUCGCCCGGAAGUUACCGAGGCUCAAGAAGAGACAGCCUUGGAGCUGGCGACGGUGAUCCCGCAACUUCUCAACAAGUUCGGGGCUGAUCCUACCACCGCCACUAUUGUCCUGCGCAUGGAGCACUUCCUAGAUCUGGAGGUUUUCCAGACAUUACGGCAAGAUUCAACGAAGUAUGAGAAGUUAUUGGACGAGAUUAGCACGCAGUUCAACAGGCAUGACGAUAAGAGAGUUGUUUCUGAAGCUGCUGCUGCUCUCCUCCAUUCUCGUCAGUAUGACGAGCUCGAGGAGCUGACUGAUGGAAGGCUCGCAGUUCUGUGGGAGAACGUCAUCAACACAUUGCGCAGUUUCGACAAAACGUGCGAGCUUACCAUCCGCGGCAAUUUAGAAGAGGAGCAUUUGACGGCACUUUCCACCGUGCUCAUGAAGAUCAGUGAGCUUGCUCGCAUCUCUGAUUGCACCGAGGUCCUCGAAACCGAAGGUCGUGCGGCUGAUUCAAUGUCGUCCACGAUCGAUAUCCUGGUCAACAUUGUCCGUCGGGGCACUUUCAAUGAACCCAGCGAAGUUGAUGACUUGGAAGAUGAGGUCACGUCCUUUGCAAUCAAGGGCAUUCAGUUCUACUUCAUGUGGAAGGUGCGGAGCUUUCAGAAGUUCAUCCAAAGCGAAACCGAAAUCCCUGACUCCAUUGUGGACCGAAUCGCCGUCCUGCGCAAAAAGUACGACACGGGUCUGAUCAAGACUUUGUCGUCGCGAGCUGUAAUUGACGAAAUUCGCAUUUUCGCCACUGGUGCUCUUUGCGAUAUUCACGUCCUCUUCGGUUCCUUGCGUAACUGGACGGAAGAGUCUCGCGGAAACGCCAACUACAAGAAGCUCGCGAGGCUUGCACAUGAGCUCGAGCCCAAGCUCUUGCCUGAGCUCAUCUCCAUUUACGACGGUGUUGAGCGGAGCUUUGCCAAGCGGACAAAGAAGGUUCUCAACGAGCCGGCCGAAGACGAAGAGCCCAUGGAUGAUGAUGACUCCGACGACGAGGAGGAUGAAGACGAGGGUCUUACUCAAGAGGAGAAGCUCGCCAUUGAACUCAAGUCUGAGAAGGCCCUCUGUGAGUUGGCUGCCAAGUUCGUGCUCGCCAUCGUCCAAAAGGUAUUGGACCAAACAGGGCCUCACGCCGGGACGCUUCGCAAGCGUCUCCUCCGAAAUCAGGGCAGGCUCGGCAAGAACUUUGCUGAAGUGGUUGCUUACCUCGACCCGUCCAAGGUCCGGGAGCACCUACGACGAUGA
This is a messenger RNA of Colletotrichum spaethianum, 3174 nucleotides long. Its product is annotated as cohesin subunit psc3. The coding region runs from base 1 to 3174 and encodes 1057 amino acids. The record is from RefSeq and is a predicted model, not a curated record. Gene Ontology annotation, biological process: sister chromatid cohesion. Gene Ontology annotation, cellular component: nucleus; chromatin; cohesin complex. Gene Ontology annotation, molecular function: chromatin binding. The transcript has 5 exons. Lineage: Eukaryota; Fungi; Ascomycota; Sordariomycetes; Glomerellales; Glomerellaceae.